UACAUAUACUCAUGAUGUAAGAGAUCAUGAGACACUUAGAUUGCACACAGGUUACACACACACACACACACACUCUUGAGCCCCACCCCUAAGCCACCUGUACUGCAGUGAGUCAAAAGUUCAGAAGGGUACAGUCCCAGAUAGGGUGGCCAGUAGACUCUAUAAAGGACUCUAACUCACUACAACUAACUUACCACAACUUCAAGACUCACAGCAUCUACUGAAGAGCAAGACAAUAUCAUCAACACUAAGAUUUAAACAACACUGAAGUCAAUGUCUGCUUCCUUCAGAGGCUAUUAGAGGGAAGUGACUGAUUUCAUUACAAAAUGGCUUCUGGUUCAUCUUUCCAAGAGGAGGAUCUCUCCUGUCCUGUGUGCCGUGACAUCUUCAAGGAUCCCGUUCUAGUGCCGUGUGGCCACAGCUUAUGUGAAACCUGUCUGCGGGAAACCUGGAAACAAAGGGAAUCUCGGGAAUGUCCGGUCUGCAAGAGAAAAUGUUCCAAAGACUGGUAUCCUCCUAACCUUGCUCUAGAGAGCCUGUGUGAGGCCUUCUCACAGUCACAUAUAGGUAGUCAGAAAUCAACAAGCAAGAUAAGCUCUGCACUCUGCAGUCUGCAUGGAGAGACACUGGAGCAGGAGGACAAACAGCCUGUCUGUUUGGUGUGGCAGGAUACAAGACAACGUAACCACAAACCGCUAGCUGAGGCUGUACAGGAUCAUAAGGAGGAGCUCCAGACUGCCCUGAAGCCCUUUCAGGAGAAACUGGAAGUCUGUAAUAAAGUUAAACUAAGCUGUGAUCAAACAGCUUGGCAUAUUAAGAGCCAGGCACAGGACACAGAGAGGCAGAUUAAGGAAGAGUUUCAGAAGCUUCACCGGUUUCUACAAGAGGAGGAGGAGGCCAGUAUAGCGACACUGAGGGAGGAAGAGGAGCAGAAGAGUCAGACGAUGAAGGAGAAGAUUGAAGAGAUGAACAGACAGGUAUCAUCACUUUCAGAUACAAUCAGAGCCAUAGAGGAGGAGAUGAGAGCUGAGGACAUCUCAUUGCCGCUGAACUACAAGGCCACAGUGAAAAUAGCCCAUUUCACACUGCCGGAUCCACAGCUGGUCUCAGGUGCGCUGAUAGAUGUGGCCAAACACCUGGGCAACCUACAGUUCAGAGUCUGGGAGAAGAUGCAGGGGAUUGUGAAAUACAGUCCUGUGAUUCUGGACCCAAACACCGCUUACCGAUAUUUCGUCCUGUCUGAGGAUCUGACCAGUCUAAGAUUCUGUGCGAGUCAGCAGCUUCCUGACAACCCAGAGAGGUUUGGUUACAAUGCAUUGGUCCUGGGCUCCGAGGGCUUUAACUCAGGGACACACAGCUGGGACGUUGAGGUUGGGGACAGCACAGUCUGGUCCGUGGGUGUCGUACAAGAGUCUGCCCAGAGGAAGGGAAACAUGAAGCCUGAAAGGUGGAUUGUGUAUUAUAGUGGAGGUAAAUACAGAGCAUGCCCCGCAUCAGGGCCAGGUGUUCCUAUCACAAUGAGACCAAAACCCCAGAGGAUCAGAGUGCUGCUGGACAGGGACCGAGGACAGCUGUCAUUCUCUGACCCUGAUAAUAACACACACCUGCACACAUUCACACACACCUUUACUGAGCAAGUCUUUCCAGCCGUAGGUCACGUCUCUAAAGUUCACCGUCUGAGGAUCGUACCAAGGAAGAUCUCUAUAAAGAUGGAGUAGACUCUCAAAACCGUCUGUGGAGUCCGAACGGUUCGGCUUACAAACUAUUAUGACGACUCUAUGGAAAGAUGAGACUCUCACGAACAUGUACAUGUCGGUUGUUUUCCUCACAAGACUCAUCUAAAGGUCCCCCUGUACAAGUCUUUGUUUUAAUUAUGGAAGUACAAUGCCUUCGGAAGUAUUCAGACCCCUUGACUUCUUCUAUAUUUUGUUACGUCACAGCCUUACUCUAAAGUCAAUUUAGUAAAAUUAAAAUUCACAAUUCUCUAAGGAACAAACUGCCUUAGGAAUGUUUUGGGAAACUAUCUGUUAUUCAAUGUGUUUCUAUUGGCUAAUAGCAGUAAGGACUAUCUGUCAUUCAAUGUGUUUCUAUGGGCUAAUAGCAGUAAGGACUAUCU
Oncorhynchus mykiss (rainbow trout) is the source of this 2116-nucleotide messenger RNA. Lineage: Eukaryota; Metazoa; Chordata; Actinopteri; Salmoniformes; Salmonidae. The record is from RefSeq and is a predicted model, not a curated record.